Messenger RNA from Bemisia tabaci, 1703 nucleotides. NCBI's taxonomy places the organism in Eukaryota, Metazoa, Arthropoda, Insecta, Hemiptera, Aleyrodidae. The record is from RefSeq and is a predicted model, not a curated record.
ACGGGUCUGGCCUCAGCCGCGCCGAUGCGGGUGCCGUUGGUCCAGACGAGAGCUGCGUGAGUGCGGAUUAACACACCCCCGCCAAGAGGAUGCUACUCGGAGGUCCACCGUUAAAUGAUUCAUCAAGCUGAGACUCAUGAGUUGACCAUGCUUCUGGCCAUCCAGUCCCAGUUGCUGUUGGUCAUUUUUAAGUUUUACUCGUCUUCAGCAAAUCGGACAACUACCGAGAACGUAAACAAAUUCGGAUUCUAUCGAACCAACCCUCAUAAAAACAUAUCGGACCUGUUAGACAACCUACUGGCUGGAUACGACAACAAUAUCAGGCCUGGUUUCGGUGGACCACCGGCAGAAAUCGAAGUCAACUUCAACGUUCGAAGCAUGGGACCAAUUUCAGAAAUCGACAUGACCUAUUCGAUGGACUGCUACUUCCGACAGCAGUGGAUCGAUCCCCGUCUGACGUUCCACGGCAACAAGGAAACCCUCGCCUUGAGCAUUUCCAUGCUCGAAAAAAUAUGGAAACCCGACACGUAUUUUUACAACGGCAAACAAUCCUACUUGCACACCAUUACCACGCCAAACAAGUUCGUCCGCCUUUUCCAAAAUGGCACCGUCCUCUACUCGUCCAGGUUGACAAUCAAAGCUGCCUGCCCAAUGAAUCUACAAAAUUUUCCAAUGGAUAUUCAAAGAUGCCCUCUAAAAUUUGGAAGCUUUGGAUAUACGAUCAGAGAUGUUAGGUAUCGAUGGAAAAGAGGCCGACAAGUAGACACAGCUGACGAUAUGAAGCUGUCACAAUUCGACCUUGUAGCUACACCUGCGAGGAAUCAAACGGAUUUUCUCAAAUCAGGUAUUAAACUUUGUAUUAUGACAAUGUUAACAAUGACUUUUUUGGGUCUGGAGGCGAGGACAGACCUACCUAAAGUUCCUUAUCCGACUGCGUUAGAUUUUUUCGUCUUCAUGUCUUUCGGUUUUAUCUUCGCUACAAUAAUUCAGUUUGCUGUUGUACACUAUUUCACUAAAUACGGCUCAGGUGAAUGUUACUUUGGCCAAGAUAUGAUGUCAGAUUCGUCAAGUUCCGAUGAAGAAGACGCAAAAUCCAUCGACCAAAAAUCACCAACCACUAGGCCUUCAAGUCACCAGCAGUCCUGUUAUCAAAGUGCAUCUUAUUCAGUUAGCAGUUAUGACUCUAGAUAUUUUGAGGUGAUUCCAUUAUCUGAAUGCACCGUGCCAAGUAUAAGAAGUCUAAGCAAAUCGGGCUCAACUCAGAGUGCCUGUUGUGGACUAAAGCCACAACCCCGAAAAAAGAGCCUGGACGAGGUGACGGUCUACUCGUCGAGCUCGAGCCGGUACCGCGGGAACUCGAGCGACCAGAGCCUGCGGAACCUGGAGCGGAACGAGUCGCGGCACAAGAAGCGGCGCCACACCCCGCGCUUCAACUCCGUCUCCAAGAUCGACCGCAUCUCCCGGGUCGUCUUCCCCAUCUGCUUCCUCAUCAUCAACAUCAUCUACUGGUACCUCUACCUGUACCGAAGCGAGCGCAUCGCCCCCGCCGACAGUUAACGGCCCCCAUGAAAUGUGCUGUGUUUGCUGCCCAUGCCCACGUUGUAGAGGAUAUUUUUGGCGGCUGUGUUGGUCCAUGCUAGACUCGAAAAAUAUUAUCACAACCCCUCCCAUACAGAGAAAAAUAGAUGGUGCUGACGACAGAA